This is a messenger RNA of Platichthys flesus (European flounder), 1874 nucleotides long. RefSeq names its product alkB homolog 2, alpha-ketoglutarate dependent dioxygenase (gene alkbh2). NCBI's taxonomy places the organism in Eukaryota, Metazoa, Chordata, Actinopteri, Pleuronectiformes, Pleuronectidae. The record is from RefSeq and is a predicted model, not a curated record. The transcript is spliced from 4 exons. Bases 244 to 1053 code for a protein of 269 amino acids. Gene Ontology annotation, biological process: DNA repair.
UCUUCCUCUGCAUGGUUGUGAUAUGUUGAGUAAAACAGAGAGCAGGUUUGAGCGGCUUCAGGAACCUUCCACAGAGGAGUAAACACAUCGUCACGCGGGGGAAGCCCUAUGGGGAAGUCUCCGCGUUUGCAGCGACGUGGUUGUGAACGCAGCCCGGAUGACGCGGCUCGUGUCGCGGGAAACUAAACGCUGCAAUCUCAAAAAGUAAAAUUCAGUUCCUCAGACACAAAACAGGUUCCUACAAUGGACACGUUUAUGUCUCAGACACAGAAUAAACGCUCAUGCUACAGUGAUGCUGUAACAAGAAGAAGUCCAAAGAAGAAGAUCAAACUGUUGGAAGAGGAGAGGGUAAAGGAAGAGGAGGAGGAGGAGGAGGAGGAGGAGGAAGAAGAUGAAGAUGCAGCUUUAGCAGAGUUCUCUCAACCUGUUCCGUGGCAGAAAAUAGAGGCAGAGGGACUUGACUGUGAUUAUGCUUUACUCUUCUCCAGAGAGGAAGCCGAUCAGCUGUUUAAACAGCUGGAGGAGGAGGUGGAGUACUCUAAAGGGGAAGAAGCAAAGGUCCACGUGUUUGGAAAGCUGUACAAUAUACCCAGAAAGCAGGCGACACACGGAGAUGCAGGUUUAACCUACACUUAUUCUGGGGUGAAACGUUCAGCCAGCCCCUGGACUCCAACCUUGGAAUCCAUCCGGGACGCUGUCACAAAAAUAACAGGACAGACCUUUAAUUUUGUCCUGGUAAACAGGUACAAAGACGGGCAGGAUCACAUGGGUGAGCAUCGGGACGAUGAAAAGGAGCUGGACCCACUUUGUCCCAUCGCCUCCGUCUCUCUGGGAGCAGCACGAGACUUCAUCUUCAGGCACAAAGACGCUCGGGGGAAACAGAGCAGCAGGCAGAUAGAACCUGUGAAGGUGGAGCUCACUCAUGGGAGCCUGCUCCUCAUGAACCCACCCACCAACUCUUUCUGGUACCACAGCCUUCCUGUGCGCAAGAGGGUCCUUCUGCCUCGCAUCAACCUCACCUUCAGACGCAUCGUACUGGACAGCAAGAAAUGACAGGGAGCCAAGCUGGGGGCAAGGCCCUCACUGGUCAAUACUGCCCGAGGAUAUAGACAAAUAUCACAUAUCUAAAAAGUGUUUCUCUAUGUUGCAGCUGAACCUGAGUGACAAAACGGAAGCACACAGUGAAGAUGAGGAGGCUCAUUCAAGUUCAAACUCACACUGAAACUAUCAGUUAUAUUUUGUAAAGUACCUGGCAAUGUUGACAAGGAGUCAACAAUGAUAAACACUUCAAUCCUCUUGAAAAAUCACAGGAUCUCAUUGAUUAGAGCAGGCAGGCUGUAUAUUGACAGAAUCGUGAACCAAUGGUGCCCUGAUUUUAGACUAGGUCUUUAACCUAUGUGGUGGUAAAAGGAAAGAUGACUGUUAUUCCAGUUAUAGGUUAAUUUAUCAGACUCCAAAUUUAAAUGUGAUUACAACAAACUGAAACGGGGUGAAGUUUAUCUGAUCUGAUAUUUAAGGAUUUCUGGAACAUCUGAGAUCAUUUUUGCCCUUGGAAAUAGAUGUUUGACCAGAUAAAGAGAAACAUAAAGCCUUUUUUUUUUACAUUUUCACAAUUGUCACGGCUCUUGAGGGGGAAAAAACUGGACAUUUAGGAAACUAAUGUGUAUGAAAUCUGGUGCAUCUUGAUUGAAUAAUAAGGGACUGUCGGGUCGUGGCAGAGGUUUGUUCUCGACUGAAUAUCAUUCUAGUUAUAAUCUGUCUGCCUUUGUCACGUUUACCCUGUGAAAUUCUGUAUUUAUUUAUUCUUUUGAAAACUACUGCUCGUUUGUCUCUUCUGUGCAUAUUUGGUCAAUAUAAGGAUAUUCUCGGACUGA